Messenger RNA from Caenorhabditis remanei, 1524 nucleotides. RefSeq lists its product as uncharacterized. Bases 1 to 1524 code for a protein of 507 amino acids. The transcript is spliced from 8 exons. The record is from RefSeq and is a predicted model, not a curated record. Lineage: Eukaryota; Metazoa; Nematoda; Chromadorea; Rhabditida; Rhabditidae. Gene Ontology annotation, molecular function: oxidoreductase activity, acting on paired donors, with incorporation or reduction of molecular oxygen; iron ion binding; heme binding.
AUGGCCUUCUUCAUCUUGUCCUCCAUAUUCUUCAUUUUCCUAACAUUUCUCCUUCAUGCAAUAUAUAAUCGAAGACAAAAACUGAAACUUCGCGCCAAAAUUGGAUUGGAUGGACCGGAACCUCAUUGGUUUUUGGGAAAUUUGAAAGAUAUUAUUGAUCGGACUACUCUGAUGGGAUAUAACAAUGCACACGACUGGCAUUUGGAAAUGAGGAAGAAAUAUGGAGACAGAUAUGCAAUUUUCUUCGGUCAAAAGCUAGACAUCUUCUUAUGCAAUGAAGACGACAUUAAGGAAGUGUUCAUCAAGAAUUUCUCCAAUUUUUCCGAUCGUGGAGUUAUUGAGAUUUUCAGAGAGACAAAACUAAACGCGUCUCUUCUUCAAAACACGUAUGCAACCGGUUGGAAACAUACUCGAUCUGCAAUUGCUCCGAUAUUUGCAACUGGAAAAAUGAAGGCAAUGCAUGAGACGAUCAACUCGAAAAUUGAAACUUUCUUGGAGAUUUUGAAGGAAAAAUCAGAGAGUGGAGAGAAAUGGGAUAUUUAUGACGAUUUCCAAGGCCUCACUCUCGACGUCAUCGGAAAAUGUGCAUUUGCAAUUGAUAGUAAUUGUCAGAGGGAUCGUAAUGAUGUAUUCUACGUGGAAGCCAGGAAAUUUUUCCAUAAUAUUGACUUGAGACAUAGUCCGUUGGUUAGCACAAGUGUAAUGAUUCCGGAGCUGAUGUGGCUGUGGAAAUUCCUGUACAAGUUCACUGGAUUAGCUUCUGCAGAACUGCCGUUGGUGAAUGGGUUGGAUGAUGUUUAUGAAAGAAGACGUGGUGGUGAAGGAUCCGACAGUGUUGACCUUCUGAAACUUCUAUUGGAUCGAGAAGAUGAUAAGACGAAAGGAAUGACAAAACAAGAAGUAAUUGAGAAUUGUUUCGCAUUUCUAUUGGCUGGAUAUGAGACAACAAGUACUGCAAUGACAUAUUGCUCUUAUCUACUAUCGAAAUAUCCGGAAGUUCAACAGAAAUUAAAUGAAGAGAUAGAAGAGACGAAGAGAACGAAGCAAGGGGGAUUGAAUUAUGAUUCAAUUCAUCAAAUGAAAUAUUUGGAUGCUGUCUAUAAGGAGACACUCAGAUAUUAUCCACCUGUUAUUCACUUUAUCAGUCGUACUUGCCUUAAGGACAUCACUAUCAAUGGCCAAUUCUACCCUAAGGGAUGCGCCGUGACUGUACAAGCCAACACCGUUCACCGCAACGAAGCCAAUUGGGAGAAUCCAGAUGAAUUCAAUCCAGACAGAUUCUUGGACACAAAUGAAGACAGAUCUUCCACGACUCAAUUAAAAUGGAUUCCAUUCGGAGUCGGACCAAGAUAUUGUGUUGGAAUGAGAUUUGCUGAAAUGGAAUUCAAAACUACAAUUGCUAAACUAAUUGAGAAAUUUGAAUUGAGUGUUAUUAAGGGGGAACCUGAUUUGAUUCCCGAUUGUAAUGGUGUUAUUAUGAGACCGAAAGAUCCGGUUCGAUUGAAUUUAAAGUUGAGAAAGUAG